AUGGGCGACGACGCCUACCUCGUGCAGCUAGACGGCCUGCACCUGCUGCACUGUCUGAACUCGAUGCAGCAGAGCCUGCACCACAACCUCGCCUAUUAUUAUAGGGAUUGGCAGCCGCCGGCGUACGCGGCGCACCUAUCGCACUGCCAGGAGGCGCUGGCGCGGUGGCUGAUGUGCCGCCCGAGUAUGGACCUGAUUAAGUUCGACUGGGUGGAGGAUCACUCGCGGCCGUUCCUGGACUUUGAAAUCACGCGGAGAUGUAUGGACUUUGAGGCCUUGCUGGCCUGA
This is a messenger RNA of Cordyceps fumosorosea ARSEF 2679, 288 nucleotides long. RefSeq lists its product as hypothetical. The transcript has a single exon. Lineage: Eukaryota; Fungi; Ascomycota; Sordariomycetes; Hypocreales; Cordycipitaceae. The coding region runs from base 1 to 288 and encodes 95 amino acids. Gene Ontology annotation, biological process: mycotoxin biosynthetic process. The record is from RefSeq and is a predicted model, not a curated record.